GCCCGGCGCGGGCAGAGCCACUGCCGAACCCUGCGCACCGGCCCCGGAGCCCGCUGAGCCCAGAGCCGCUACACCGCGCCCGCCUCCCGCUGACCGACCCCCGAGUCCUGCUACACCGACAUCCAUUGCACAGACCGCACCACACAGAGAUCCACUGCACGGAUCCCCGGACCCCCACCGGGCGGACUCCGCCGCGCGGACCCCCGCAUGCCACUACGCCGACAUCCACUGCACGGACCCCACUACACAGAGAUCCACUGCGCGGAUCCCCAGACUCCACCGGGCGGACGGACUCCACCGCGCGGACCCUCCAGCAGCCCCGCCUGCGAACCGCAUCGCCCCGAGCCCGGGCGCACGGUGCCCGGAGCCGCCGGUGCGGGGGGCAUGGCACCCGGGGGGAGCCGGCCCUGGGGGUCUCUGCUGCCGCUGCUGCUGUUGCCGCUGCUGCCGGCGGCGGGCGGCGGGUGCGCGGCGGAGGGCGGCCCGCUGGAGCCCUUCGAUGCGCUGUACGCCAGCGGGGUGGAGGCGUACUACGGCGGGGAUUUCGCGGGCGCGGCGCGGUGCCUGGAGCGGGCGCUGCGCAGCCGGCGGGAGCUGCGGGCGGCGCGGCUGCGGUGCCGGCGGUCGUGCCGCGGGCAGGUGCGGCUGGAGGCGCCGGGCCCGGGCGCCGGCGGGGACCUGCCCUUCUUUGGGUCGGUGCUGCGGCGGGCAGACUGCGUGCGGCGCUGCGAGGAGCCGCGGAUCGGGGCCGCCUCCCGACACCGCGCCGCCGAGGAGGUGCGCGCCGACUUCCAGCGCAGGGUGCCCUACAGCUACCUGCAGCGCGCCUACAUCCAGCUGAACAAGCUGGAGGAGGCAGCAAAUGCAGCUCACACCUUCUUCAUGGCAAACCCUGAGCACAUGGAGAUACAGCAGGACAUCGAGAACUACAAGACCACGGCAGGGAAGGUCAGCUUGGUUGAUCGGGAGGCCAGGCAGCACAUGGAGGACUACAGUGCUGGAGUGAGGCACUACGACAAGGAGGAGUACGAGCUGGCCAUUGAGUUUUUGGAGCGCGCGUUGAAAGGGUACUACGCCGAGGAUGAAGAUUGUCAGAUCAUGUGUGAGGGACCACAGAGAUUUGAGGAACACGAGUACCUGGAUUAUAAAGCUGGACUCUACGAAGCUAUUGCAGAUCAUUACAUGCAAGUCCUGGCCUGCAAACAUGACUGCGUCCGAGAACUCGCCACACGUUCGGGCCGUAUCUCACCCAUCGAAAAUUUCCUUCCCCUCCAUUAUGACUACUUGCAGUUUGCCUAUUACAGAGUUGGUGACUAUGUAAAAGCCCUGGAGUGUGCCAAAUCCUACCUCCUCUUCCACCCCGACGAUGAAGACGUCUUGGAGAACGCAGGUUAUUACGAGGGUCUGUUGGAGGGUGCAAUGGAUCCAAACACCAUCAAACCCAGAAAGGAAGCAAAAACACUCCUGCAGCGCCAUAAGCUGGAGUCCCACCUCUUGCAAGUGGCUGCAGCCGGCCUUGGAUACGCCUACACAGAGCCGAACUACUGGAACAGGUAUGGAGCCCGCCAGGAUGAGCACAGUGUCCCAUCAAGUAUCAGCAGUGAACCAGAGGAUGGGCCCCGGCUGUCCCUGGCAAAGAAACCCAUGCCAAAGCCAGAUCGAGAGUUGAAGGAGGGGGGCCCACUUCUCUACAACGAUGUGAAGUUCGUCUACAACUCAGAGCAGCUGAAUGGCACCCAGCGAGUGCUCCUGGACAACGUCAUCUCAGAGGAGCAGUGCCGGGAGCUGCACAGGGUGGCCAGUGGCAUCAUGUUGGCUGGAGAUGGUUACAGGGGCAAAACCUCCCCCCACACCCCAAAUGAGAGAUUUGAAGGAGCCACCGUCCUCAAAGCCCUCAAGUAUGGCUACGAGGGCCGUGUCCCACUGAAGAGUGCCCGGCUCUUCUACGACAUCAGCGAGAAGGCUCGCAGGAUCGUCGAGUCCUACUUCAUGCUGAACUCCACGCUCUACUUCUCCUACACACACCUGGUGUGCCGCACCGCCCUCUCUGGCCAGCAGGAGAGGAGGAAUGACCUGAGCCACCCCAUCCAUGCUGACAACUGCCUUUUGGACCCUGAAGCCAAUGAGUGCUGGAAGGAGCCUCCUGCCUACACCUUUAGGGAUUACAGUGCCCUCUUGUACAUGAACGCGGAUUUUGAAGGCGGCGAGUUCAUUUUCACCGAGAUGGAUGCCAAAACUGUGACGGCCUCCAUCAAGCCCAAGUGUGGGCGAAUGAUCAGCUUCUCGUCGGGCGGCGAGAACCCCCACGGGGUGAAGGCAGUCACCAAAGGCCAGCGGUGCGCCGUGGCUCUCUGGUUCACCUUGGACCCUCUCUACAGAGAGCUGGAGCGAAUCCAGGCAGAUGAAGUGAUCGCAAUGUUGGACCAGGAGCAUCUAGGACCCAGUGAAAUGAACAUAAACUCAAAGGAUGAGCUAUGAACUAGGCCAAAGACUUUUUCUAUUAAAUAUUUAUUUAAUAUUGUUAAUCUUAUUAGAACCCUUCUAUUUUUGUACAGAGACACUGUAUAAAUUAACAGAUUAAUAUGAUUGUGGAGUUUCAGGAGUGCCUCUUCUGUGUUUAGCACAGCAUUUGCUGAGACCCUCAUCCCUGUGCCAGCACCUCCUGGUGGGGCUGACUCUGCUUCCAGCCUUUCCUAUUCUUCUCUAGCACUUCUCAGGACUCAUUCAGGCCUGCUGUACUCCCUUGGAGGACCUGUUCUUUUUCUCCCUCAACUGAAAAUAGCUGCUUCUCUUUAGCAUCUGCUAGAGAAAUGUCUCAGGUGUGCUAAUGGACCAGUCUUCCUGCUCCUGCUAAGUGCUAGCUGAA
Molecule: messenger RNA, 2866 nt
Organism: Empidonax traillii (willow flycatcher)
Lineage: Eukaryota; Metazoa; Chordata; Aves; Passeriformes; Tyrannidae
Gene: P3H2
Product: prolyl 3-hydroxylase 2
Exons: 15
Coding region: 208-2478 (756 amino acids)
Biological process (GO): collagen metabolic process
Cellular component (GO): endoplasmic reticulum
Molecular function (GO): procollagen-proline 3-dioxygenase activity; protein binding; L-ascorbic acid binding
Source: RefSeq, a predicted model, not a curated record